UGCGUCCGAGUCCCUGGCUGAUGCAUCCAUCCAUCACCCACCUCCUUCCUCCUCCCAGGCUCGAACCGCUAGACGCAGUGGAGUGGUGGCUCCGCGGCUUCGGGACUCCCGGGAGGCGGACAGGGGUAUCCUGAGAGAAGAUGGGGAAGGGCUGUAAGGUUGUGGUUUGUGGAUUGUUGUCUGUUGGGAAAACAGCAAUUUUGGAGCAGCUCCUUUAUGGAAAUCAUACUAUUGGAAUAGAAGAUUGUGAGACAAUGGAAGAUGUAUAUAUGGCUUCAGUAGAAACAGAUCGGGGAGUAAAGGAACAGUUACAUCUUUAUGACACCAGAGGUCUACAGGAAGGUGUGGAGUUGCCAAAGCAUUAUUUUUCAUUUGCUGAUGGCUUUGUUCUUGUGUACAGUGUCAAUAAUCUGGAAUCUUUUCAAAGAGUGGAGCUCUUGAAGAAAGAAAUUGAUAAGUUCAAAGAUAAAAAAGAGGUAGCGAUUGUUGUACUAGGAAACAAAAUCGACCUCUCUGAGCAGAGACAAGUGGAUGCUGAAGUGGCACAGCAGUGGGCCAAGAGUGAGAAAGUGAGACUGUGGGAGGUAACGGUUACAGAUCGGAAAACUCUCAUUGAACCAUUCACUUUAUUAGCCAGUAAACUUUCCCAGCCCCAGAGCAAAUCAAGCUUUCCUCUACCUGGGAGGAAAAACAAAGGGAAUUCUAGCUCUGAGAACUGAAAGUCAGUCAUGCCAGAACUAUUUGUUAAAUAGUAUUUGCUUUAAGUUU
Molecule: messenger RNA, 768 nt
Organism: Suncus etruscus (white-toothed pygmy shrew)
Lineage: Eukaryota; Metazoa; Chordata; Mammalia; Eulipotyphla; Soricidae
Gene: NKIRAS1
Product: NFKB inhibitor interacting Ras like 1
Exons: 4
Coding region: 141-719 (192 amino acids)
Biological process (GO): canonical NF-kappaB signal transduction
Molecular function (GO): GTP binding; GTPase activity
Source: RefSeq, a predicted model, not a curated record